Molecule: messenger RNA, 396 nt
Organism: Rhizophagus irregularis DAOM 181602=DAOM 197198
Lineage: Eukaryota; Fungi; Glomeromycota; Glomeromycetes; Glomerales; Glomeraceae
Source: RefSeq, a predicted model, not a curated record
AUGAAUUCUCUUGAAUUAUUUUUUCAAAAAUUAUAUCAAUAUGAAGUGGCAAAGAAAAAUAAUCAAGGAAAUGGCCAUGCACAAGUAGUUGAAUCUCCUAUACUUGAUAUGAACUUUGAUUUUUCUGAUGCACCUCCAGCGACCGUAAAUGAACAAAAAGAAAAUGGAAAGGAUGAAAAGGAGAAAAUAAAAGAAAAACCAAAAAAAUCAUCUAUUCGUAAGGUCAACCCUCCUAGACCAAUUAAGAAGAGACCUAUCGAAGUAAGCAAAGUUGAACCACCACCAAAAGUAUCAUCGAAAAGAAUGAAAAGGAUUAGAAAUAAUUUACGUAUCGAUAUGGUUGGUUAUGAACAAAGGCAUUAUGCUAUUCGUUCAAAUUCUACCAAACGAGGAUAA